UUUAAACCGGAAGUUAACUGUCAAUUAAUUUCCAAUUCCAACAAAGAGCUAUUUAUGAUGGCAUUUUCUUCUUUAAUGUAGUUUCAACAAAGAUCAAAGCCAUGGAUGCCUCGCAAGGCUUUGUGGAGGAAAUCGAAACAAGUGAAAUCAGCUUCUACGAGAUUGUUGGCAAAGGUGCGUUUGGUGUGGUAAGCAGGGCAAAGUGGCGAAGUAAAGAUGUUGCCGUAAAGAUCAUUGAGACAGAGAGUGAGAAGAAGGCUUUCCUUACGGAGCUCAAGCAACUGUCAAGAGUCAAUCAUCCAAAUAUUGUGAAGCUUUAUGGGGCUUGCAGUCGAGCGCCGGUAUGUUUGGUUAUGGAAUAUGCAGAGGGAGGAUCAUUGUACAAUGUGCUGCAUGGUGUGGGCCCCCAACCGACAUACACAGCAGCCCACGCUAUGAGCUGGGCCCUCCAGUGUGCCAAUGGGGUCGAGUAUCUACACUCAAUGAAGCCUAAGGCUCUAAUACACAGGGACCUCAAACCUCCUAAUCUGUUGCUGAUCAUGGGAGGGACGGUGUUGAAGAUCUGUGAUUUUGGUACAGCGUGUGAUAUACAGACACACAUGACAAAUAACAAGGGAAGUGCAGCCUGGAUGGCUCCAGAAGUGUUUGAAGGUAGCAACUACAGCGAGAAGUGUGAUGUGUUCAGCUGGGGAAUCAUCCUAUGGGAAGUGCUCACACGGAGAAAACCCUUCGAUGAGAUCGGGGGACCUGCCUUCAGGAUCAUGUGGGCAGUUCACAAUGGGACUCGUCCACCUUUGAUCAGAAACUUGCCUAAAGCUCUGGAACUGCUCAUGACCAGGUGUUGGUCUGGCAAUCCUCCGGAAAGACCGUCAAUGGCCGAUGUGGCGAGAAUCAUGUCACACUUGUUCCAGUUUUUCUCCGGGGCGGAUGAGCCGCUGGUUUACCCCAUCUAUGAGGACGAAUCUCCGGACUACAGUUUCAGUUCGCACAUGCUGACUGGUUCCCAGUACACCACAAAUGCCUCGAGUGCCAUUAACACCAACAACCUGCCAGCGGUUUCGGGCCCGGAGUCUCGCACCAGCACCAUCAGUGAGACGGUGCGACACAGCGGUGACUACGUACACCACCCACCCCUCCAACAGCCGCCCUACAUGCUUCAAAGAAUACAGGCUCCAACAACUGUGCCUGAGGAGGAUAACCUAGCACAGAAGAGUGCUCCGCCCUCCCUGGCUGCGAGUCGCGAGAGCUUGAGUGGGACACACAGCCCUCGGUCGGGCACGCCGGUCGGGACACAUAGCCCAGGGGCACAUUUUGACUUGCAGAAAAGGUAUUCUGCUGAUAUGACGAACCUCCAACAGUAUGAAAUGUCUCAGACUGGUUUACCAGCAGUCCACCCUAAAGUGCUAGGUCACCGUCGGUCGGGAUCGUAUGGAACACCAAUAUUCAUUAUGCCGCCUGGGGGAUUCGUACAAAACUCCCCUGUUCGGCCGCACCAAGGUCGUGGUCACCGGAGAAUAGGGUCUGAUGGCUACUCCGACAUUGUGACCCCGGGGGCGAUGGCCCAGCCCCCAACUAGCAUGAGUAUCCAGACGUCGCCCCCGGCAACCAUUCAUCAUGUUAGCACCUUCCCAGGGUCCCUCAACAGCGGAGGAGGGUCAAGGGAGACCACCCCCACACCACAUGCUGGUUCUCGGGAGAAUACACCUCCCUAUCGAUCAGUGUCAUACAACCCUCCAGUGAGCGCAGAACAAAAUAAGUCGGCCAUCAGAUCUGCCUCCUGGACGUCAGAAGGUCCCGUCAUGCCCCCUCUAAGUGUCAACGUCAACCUUGGACCAGACCCAAGAGCGCCAUAUGCAUGUGCGGGAGUGACCCAUAUCCUAUCAAAUCCGCUGUCCAACCAGGCAAACCAGGCCAUGUCCCUCGUGUACCAGGCUCUUGACCACCAGUACCAGCCUAUAGCGCCGUGUCCGACUAGCGGGGAAUCCAUGGAUAUCUUCCAGAAACACUGCAGGCUGGCCCAGCAGUACCUGCGUUACCAGACUGAGAUUGCCAUGUUCGAACAGACGCGUCAUGAGCUGCGACAAGAACUUCAGCAGGAUGAGGGACAGGACCAGCAGAGUACUGCACAGCUAACGGAGGAGUACAUAAAACUGUCCACUGAAAAUGAGAGUUUGCGGAAGUUCCACCACAACCUGACAAAGCAGCUUGACCAGAUCAGGAAUAAACAGCAGCAGACAAAGCGAUACGGCGCCAGCUGACAUGACACACAUAAUAAGGAACUGAUAUUUAACAACUGUAUGUCAAUCAAGGGAAUUUUGUGAUGGCUUAAGAAACAACUUUUGUCAGGACACGCAUAAUUAACAGAGGAUAAUUAACAUAUGUGUGUCAAUGAAGAGAAAUUUGUGAUGCUUAUUAGCUGAUUGACUGAUGACUUCUUGACGCGACAGUGCAACACCCAUAAUUGUCUGUGGAUAAUUAACAUCUGCGUGUCAGUCAAGGCAAAUUUGAAAUGAUUAUAAUUUGAUAGGCUCAAAAAACAACUGUUGGCAAAUAUAGUAUUCUUCUCUCGUUGGGCCGAAAACACAUGUAUUGUACAGGAAUUGUUUAAGGGGAUGAUGGAGUGAUCAGCUAGUUUAGUCUAAUCUUAUUAGUAUAGUCUAAUCUUUACCAUGGUUGUGAACCUAACAUUAUAUUAAUCACUGUUGUAACACAAAGUUAAGGAAGUGUGUGGUGUUAUGCUGUUUGGGGUGAAGGGAGUUCCUAGAAUAAACACGCUUAUCCAGCUUGGUAUCCACCAACCAAUAAUCCAAUGAUAUUUUUUUGUGUCAUGACAUUUUGGAUAAGAGAAAAGCAGUUAUUUUGUGUGACUGUGUCUGUCUGAUUCUGUGAAAAAGACUUCUACAGUGUAUUCUUAAAGCUGCACUCUCACAGAUUUGCCAUUUUUUAAAUUUUUUGUCUUGGAAAGAGCAAAUUUUUGCGUAAAUAUCUGUAAACCAAUGAUAAAAGAUUGCUGAAAAAAUAUCAGAUCGCAGAUUUUCAUAUUUCCUUUCAAAAAUUAAUGUUUUAUGGCUUAAACUGUUACUAACGGUUUAAGGAAAAAGGACAAAACAUAAAUUUUUUAACUUUAACAUAAAAAUCUUCGAUAUGAUUUUUUGUCAGCGGUCUCAUAUCACUGGUUUCCAUGCAUUUUCGCAUAAAUUGGCUCGUUCCAACACAAAAAAAGUAAAAAAGUUGUCAAAACAUUCAAUCUGUGAGAGUGCAGAUUUAAAUACUAUGAAAUUUUCCAACAGCAUUGAGCAAUAAUAAUUCUCCUAUAUCAUAUCAAUAGUUUAUGCCUUGAAUUAUAAAUAUUCUGGUUUUCCAAAGCUACUUCUCUGUUACAAACAAAAUUAUAUCAUUUUAAUACACACACGUUACUUUGAAACAAUAGAUUCAUUGGUCUUUUACAUGAAUUUCAUUGCUCGAAAUUCACCUUUUAUUUGUAACUGCAUGGGAAAACCCAGUUAUAUCUAUUACCACAGUGCUGGUUGUCAUUCGACCAUUCAAUUGACCUAUAAAGGGACUCUAUAAAUAUAGAUUUGAAACACCUAUUAAUAAUUUGUUGCGGACUUGGUAACCGAAAACGAUUUAUUGUUGCGUAUUCUUUAUGUUAUGCAUGAUUAUGUUGAAUCUGAGUCUCAUGAAGUGAAUUUUACAUGACUGUUGUCUUGGAUAAUGCCAGUCAUGAAUUUUAAUACUAAAUAUUUGGCAAGGAUUGCUUUGAUUGGUGGACCUACAAGUACAUGCAUGAUGAAAUAUUAUAUUUUGCCAGUCAUGAAUUUUGAUACUAAAUAUUUUGCAAAUUAUUGUUUUUGUUGUAUGACCUACAUGUACACACAUGAUGAAAUAUUAUAUAAUGCCAGUCAUGAAUUUUAAUAUUAAAUAUUUGGCAAAUGAAUGUUUUUCUAUUGCCAACCUACAUGUACAUUAAUGAUGAAAUAUUAUAUUAAUAUAAAUAUCUGAAAACAGUUGAAUUUGGUUCUUGUGUGCAACUAUAUUACUGGGUAUAUAUAUUUUUGCUGUUUUGGUAUUUUAGUGUAAAAGAUAUAGCAUGGACAGAAUAAAGUUGCAAUAUUUGUAUAGGUUAUAAAUAAAUGAAUGAAAGUA
Molecule: messenger RNA, 4146 nt
Organism: Mya arenaria
Lineage: Eukaryota; Metazoa; Mollusca; Bivalvia; Myida; Myidae
Product: mitogen-activated protein kinase kinase kinase 7-like
Exons: 19
Coding region: 102-2258 (718 amino acids)
Biological process (GO): protein phosphorylation; positive regulation of canonical NF-kappaB signal transduction; JNK cascade
Molecular function (GO): magnesium ion binding; ATP binding; MAP kinase kinase kinase activity
Source: RefSeq, a predicted model, not a curated record